Gadus macrocephalus (Pacific cod) is the source of this 1898-nucleotide messenger RNA. RefSeq names its product RAS guanyl releasing protein 4 (gene rasgrp4). The record is from RefSeq and is a predicted model, not a curated record. Lineage: Eukaryota; Metazoa; Chordata; Actinopteri; Gadiformes; Gadidae. Gene Ontology annotation, biological process: protein phosphorylation. The transcript has 6 exons. Bases 101 to 1243 code for a protein of 380 amino acids. Gene Ontology annotation, molecular function: protein serine/threonine kinase activity; ATP binding.
GUCUACUAAUGGGCCUUGAGGAUACCUAAAAGUCAUUAAAAGGUUGGGAAACAGCGUUGUGUAACGGUCCGCUCUGGUCUGCUGCCCCCUGCAGUCAAUCAUGAAGAACUACGACCAUAACCUUGAUGGAUACAUCUCUCUGGAGGACUUUGAGAAGAUCUCCGCCAACUUUCCGUUCUCCUUCUGCACUCAUGAAACGGACAGGCAUGGUCAGAUCAGUCGAGAGGAGAUCACGUCCUACUUCAUGCGGGGGAUGUCGGUCUGCGCUAAACUGGGCUUCAACUUCAACGACGUGCAUAACUUCCAGGAGACCACCUACAAGCAGACCACCUUCUGCAAGGGCUGCGGAGGCUGUCUAUUGGGAGUGAAGCAGGGCUUCCAAUGUAAAGACUGCGGUAUGAACUGCCACAAGCACUGCCGCGCGCUGGUGGGGAUGGAGUGUCUGAGGAAACAAAAGAUGCCCCCCAGCUCAUGCCUCUGCACCCCCGACGCCAAGAACAGGGGAAACAGCUGCAGUUCAGAGGAGGUGGCCUUUGUCUUCCCCCCGACCGGCGACACAGAGCCCAUGAGGAAAAGCAGUGACCCCAUGAGGAAGAGCAGUGACCCCAUGAGGAAGAGCAGCGACCCCCUGAGGAAGAGCAGUGACCCCAUGAGGAAGAGCAGCGACCCCCUGACGAUGAGUAGCGAACCCAUGAGGAAGCGCAGCGAACCCAUGAGGAAGGGCAGCGACCCCCUGAGGAAGGGCAGCGACCCCCUGAGGAAGAGUAGUAGCCCCCUGAGGAAGGGCAGCGGCAUCUUGAGGAAAAGCAGCGACCCCAUGGCCCUCUCCAACCGUUACACGCAGACGGAGCCAGGCACGUGGACGCCCGAGAGAGGGAACAAGAGAAUAGAGAGGAACCACGCCCAGGAGAAGAUCUUGUGUCCAGUUGCAGAGCAACAGCCUGCCCUCUCGCACCCGAGAAGGCUCCGUGCCGGUGAGCUUCCUCCAAGAGAAGAUGGAGGAGCUCCACCUGUACAAGGAGAGGAACAGGGAGCCCGACUGAAGCCUCAGCACCUCAGCGGCUCUACGGCGCGCCGGGGGGGGCGCCAUCACGGCCCCGGGCCCCUCCGUGCCUCACUCACAGCUGGACUCGCAGCUGGACUCGCAGUUGAAACUACCGGUGUACAUAACUAUUUCACCUCAAUAACUUGGAUUGUUUUGUUAAAACAUAAAAAAAAUGAAGCUCAAAUCUCGUUACAAUGACGAGAUGUUCUGGUGCUACCCGCCAUGCUCCGAAGACCUCAGUAUUCUUCCAGGACAACCGACACACGGUUUGAGAUGGGAGAACAAUGACACCAGCAAAACAGUCGUUCAUCCUCCAUUGGCCUCGAUGGCCGGCCUGUUUCCAUUGACUGCAUCAGCAUCCUGAUUAUGAUCCCGUCUUCUGUCGAGGCCCUGUGAAGUGCCUUGCUACUCUGACUGUGGAAUACCAACCGGUCAGUUGAGGCAGUGAUAUUGUACCUAACCACAUUUCAAUUUUGGUGCGACUUUUUUCAUUUUGAUGUACAAUCCCUGUGAAUCUAUGUGUAAAUGUGUUGAAUGUAGAAUGAAACUAGUACAGUUUGUGAAGUCUCGAUACGAGUCGUUUUUUGUUUGUAGGGAGAAUGUACAGUUUGAGUGAAAAAGGCGUGAAAAGACAACUCGUUCCAAAUGUAAAGGAGUAUACAAUUGCAUUUAUUGUAUAAAGACAUAGUUUGGGUAACAUGGGUAGUCGUCAUGUCAACAGACUCAUUACUUGAUAGAAAAAUGUCUGCCAUAAAAUAUUACUACAAUCAACAGCAAUCACAAAAGGAUAAAAAAACAAAGGGUUGCGCACAAUACUACGAAACAGUGGCAAAAUAUCCUGCUUGCUCAAGGG